Molecule: messenger RNA, 2316 nt
Organism: Phytophthora infestans T30-4
Lineage: Eukaryota; Oomycota; Peronosporomycetes; Peronosporales; Peronosporaceae
Product: ribosome biogenesis ATPase RIX7
Exons: 3
Coding region: 1-2316 (771 amino acids)
Biological process (GO): ribosome biogenesis
Cellular component (GO): nucleus
Molecular function (GO): preribosome binding; ATP binding; RNA binding
Source: RefSeq, a predicted model, not a curated record
AUGGAGGCCAAGGUGAGUUUCCAUGUGCGGCGUUAUCUGCGCGAGUGCGAGGAGCGCGGCGCGCGUCCCAGCGAGCUGACCGUCACCUCGCACCUGCGUGAUACAUACGCUGAGUACCAGCGAAAGCCUCAGGGCGCGCUGCGUAAAGUUGUGGCCAAAGUGAUGAAGAAGGCGCAUCCCAGUGGCGGUGAGACGCCCAAGCGCUCGCGCUCCGAAAGCGGCAGCGACGACGAAGCGCAGCUCCGAGCGAUGGAACAGCAACAGGCGGCAGGAGGCGCCGGAAACUCGCUGAAUCGCGCCAUGCAGCAGAAAUACGCGGACCAAACCGCUGACAAACCGCCGGCCGUGAAGAAGGUUAAAAUACUCCGGAAACGCGUUAAAAAGGAGGACGAGAGCACAGAGACGGACGAAAACCGAGGCUUCGUGGUGGAGCGACCCAGUGCGAGAUACAGCGACGUCGGAGGCAUCCAGAGCAUUCUACAGGAGGUGAGGGAGCUCAUCGAGUACCCUCUGACGCACCCAGAAGUGUACGCGCAUCUGGGCGUGGAGCCUCCUCGAGGCGUCCUACUCCAUGGCCCACCAGGCACAGGCAAGUCGAUGUUGGCGCAUGCGAUUGCAGGGGAAUGUGGCGCGACGUUCCUGAAGAUCUCGGCGCCCGAAGUCGUGUCGGGUAUGUCGGGCGAGUCGGAGCAGAAGCUGCGAGAGCUGUUCGAUGAAGCCAUCAGUAGAGCCCCGUCCAUAAUCUUCAUUGACGAGAUCGACGCUAUUACGCCCAAGAGAGAGACGUCAGCACGUGGCAUGGAGAAGAGAAUUGUGGCCCAGUUGCUGACCAGCACCGACUCGCUGAGUCUGGAGAAUACCGGUGGCAAACCGGUGAUUCUGAUUGGCGCGACCAAUCGACCGGACGCGUUGGACUCGGCGCUGCGUCGAGCUGGACGCUUUGACCGUGAGAUUUGUCUGGGGAUUCCCGACGAGGAGGCGAGGGAGAAGAUUUUACGAGUGCUGGCCAGGAAGAUGACGCUGGAGGGAGAGUUCGACUUUGCAGCGCUGGCUCGACGGACUCCUGGAUACGUUGGAGCGGACCUGGUUUCGCUGACGAAAGAGGCGGCGGUGGGAGCUGUGAAUCGCAUCUUCACGAACAUUAACGCGACGUCAGAUGCAGGCACGAGUGACGACGCGAUGGAGGCUGCGUCGGCGGCUGAUGAUCUACGAGCUCAGGUGGAGCCAUUCACAGAGGCCCAAUUGGCUCCACUUAGCAUUACUAUGGCCGACUUUGACGCUGCAAUCCCCAAAGUCCAGCCUAGUUCGAAGCGUGAGGGCUUUGCUACGAUUCCGGAUGUGACGUGGGAUGACAUUGGUGCUCUUAACGAGGUGCGCGACGAGCUGUCGCUUGCAGUCUUGCAGCCUAUUGCGCAUCCGGAGCGCUUUGCGGCUCUUGGGCUGUCUAUGCCUGCUGGUGUGUUGCUGUACGGACCUCCUGGCUGUGGUAAGACGCUGCUGGCGAAGGCCAUCGCACACGAAAGUGGCGCCAACUUCAUUAGCAUCAAAGGGCCAGAGCUUCUCGACAAGUACGUGGGCGAGUCGGAGCGGUCUGUGCGCCAAGUCUUCCAGAGGGCUCGUGCGUCGUCUCCGUGUGUCGUGUUCUUCGAUGAGCUGGAUGCGUUGGCGCCUCGACGCUCCGGUGGCGCUGGUGGCGAUGCUGGAGGCAACGGCGUUAGCGAGCGUGUGGUGAACCAGCUUCUGACCGAGAUGGAUGGCUUGGACAUCCGGCGCAACGUGUUUGUGAUUGCCGCCACGAAUCGCCCGGACAUCAUCGACCCUGCGAUGCUGCGUCCUGGUCGUCUGGACAAGCUGCUGUAUGUGCCACUGCCCCAGGCAUCGGAGCGCCACCAGAUCCUCAAAACCGUCUCGUCAAAGUGUGCGAUGGCUUCGUCAGUUCAGCUCGAGGCCAUCGCUGCCGACCCUCGUUGCGAGGGCUUCAGUGGAGCCGACCUGAGCGCGUUGGUGCGUGAAGCUGGCAUCACCGCCUUGCGCGAGACGGAUUUCUCGAGACUCGACGCUGGCGCUGCAACACUGCGGAUCGAGCAUCACCAUUUCAUCAGCGCGUUCGACCGCGUGUUCCCUUCGGUAUCGCGUGCGGAUCAGCGAAUGUUUGACCGGAUGAAGAAGAAUCUUCGCAAAUCUCGCUCGGCGAUGGCUCGGAGCGCGAGUAGCACAGCUGUGGCCUCAGGUCAAAGUGCUCAGAGUGAGGGAGACGCCGCGAAGGUCAAUGCAGAUGCACAAAGCGAUGUCGAUAUGAUUGAGGGCAAACAGUAG